Suillus paluster is the source of this 732-nucleotide messenger RNA. RefSeq lists its product as uncharacterized. Bases 1 to 732 code for a protein of 243 amino acids. NCBI's taxonomy places the organism in Eukaryota, Fungi, Basidiomycota, Agaricomycetes, Boletales, Suillaceae. The record is from RefSeq and is a predicted model, not a curated record. The transcript is spliced from 5 exons.
AUGGAUUUCUCUAAACUCGAUUAUGCUCUCGAAUGCAUUGCAUUGCAACAUAAGCUGCCAGCGCAGGAGGUAUUGGAUAGAUGGUUGGAGAGGCAACAAGCUUCUGUUCCCGACAGAUGGAGGUUCCUCGAUGGGAUCCCUUGCAUCAUUGGAGGUUUGAUAGCACUUCUCGGAACACUUGAAGGGCGAGGAGGAAACUUCCCGUGGAAGACGCUACCCACUGUUCUAGCCCGUCGUGGCUGUAUCCUCCAAAACUACCCUGAAAAUAUCCUCAUGCCUGGUGAGAAACGCCCCACACUGGCAAAAAGCAAGGGAAUAAGCGACCUCUCUCUUGAUGAGUGGCGUGUCCUCGCAGAUGCCCUCAAGAGGGAUAUCACCUGUGCCAGCCGGCAUGCUAUUGAAGCAGUGGAGGAAGGCGUUAUCGAGGACGAAGAAGCCAUCAUCGAGGACGAAGUGGAAGUUGACCAUGGUGACCUUAUCCCGCAGAUCGCCUGCACCAGCCAACAUGCUAUUGAAGCAGUGGAGGAAGGCGUCUUCGAGGAUGAAGAAGGCAUCAUCAAGGACAAAGAGGAAGUUGACGAGCUUUUGGGGUCGCAAGAAAUAUUCGUGGACUCGAAUUACAAUGACUCAAUGCGACCCUUGCGACCCUCGCAGGCCCUCCAUUCGACUCUCGCAGACCUCUGUUCCAUCCUUGUGCACAGGAAGGUUGUUGACACAGUUACACAGCUGUGA